This is a messenger RNA of Rubroshorea leprosula, 1608 nucleotides long. NCBI's taxonomy places the organism in Eukaryota, Viridiplantae, Streptophyta, Magnoliopsida, Malvales, Dipterocarpaceae. The record is from the annotation of a GenBank genome assembly.
ACCCUCCACUCUCUCUCUUCUCUAAAUUCACGUUUUGCCAUCAAACAUCCGUUUUCUAAUUCCUUUUAACAUACCUUCCAUUUUGGACAUCUAUUGUGGCAGAACUGCCCCAAGCCAUGGCUCCAGCCAGAGUCCUAGGGACCUGGUUCAUGAUAUUGGUUCAAGCCACACUCAUUAUUGCUCAAGGGAUACCGGACGAUAUAGGCAUCAAUUGGGGUACCAUUUCGUCGCACCCAUUGAACCCACACAUUGUUGUUGGCAUGCUCAAAGACAAUGGCAUAAAAAAGGUUAAGCUUUUCGACGCCAAUUCUUGGACUCUCAAUUCCUUAGCCAACACAAACAUUGAGAUAAUUGUAGGCAUUCCCAACAAUAAACUCCAAACUUUAGCCGACGAUUAUGAAACCGCCAAGGAUUGGGUCAAAGAAAACAUCACUGAAUAUGUUCGUGGCGGAAAAGUUAAUAUCAAGUAUGUAGCUGUUGGAAAUGAACCAUUUCUGCGUACGUACAACGGAACGUACGUUCAUCCAACAUUUGCUGCAUUGAAGAAUGUUCAGAGGGCUCUCAACGAGGCAGGCGUCGGGGAUAAGAUCAAGGUGACGUCUCCUCUCAAUGCAGACGUUUAUGAUUCUGCUUCAGGAAUUCCAUCUGAUGGAGAGUUUCGUAGUGACAUAAAGGAUCUCAUGGUCCAAAUCGUGCAAUAUUUCAAACAAAAUGGCUCUCCUUUCCUCGUCAACAUCUACCCUUUCCUUAGCCUCUACGAAAACCCCAAUUUUCCAGAAGAGUUUGCAUUUUUUGGCGACGCAGCCAACCCCCUCUACGAUAAGGGAAUCAAAUACACCAAUGUUUUUGAUGCAAACUUCGAUACCCUUGUUUGCUCGCUGAAAAAGGCCGGGACCCCUGACUUGAAAAUCAUUGUCGGCGAAGUUGGAUGGCCAACAGACGGCGACAAAUCCGCCAACAACGACAAUGCCAAGAAAUUCUACGACGGUUUUUUCAAAAAAGUGGCUAAUAACAGUGGAACACCACUUCGACCCGGAAAAUUGGAGAUUUACCUGUUCGGCCUUUUAGACGAGGACAUGAAGAGUAUCCAGCCGGGAUUCUUCGAGAGACACUGGGGAAUUUUCCGAUGGGACGGAACACCCAAAUUCCCGAUCGAUAUUUCAGGGACGGGAAAGGACCAAAUGUUGGUGGGUGCAAAAGGGGUUCAAUACCUGCACAGACAAUGGUGCAUAUACAACAUGGAUGCUCAGAAUCCGGAUGGAAUUGCGCCUCAAAUUAGUUAUGCCUGUACUUACGCCGAUUGCUCAUCCUUGACGCCGGGAUCGUCGUGUGAGAACUUGGAUAAAUAUGCAAGAGCUUCAUAUGCGUUUAACAUGUACUACCAAAUGCAGGACCAAAAUGAAAGAGCUUGUGAUUUUGGGAAUUUGGCCAUGGUGGUAAGGGAUUCGGAUCCGUCGACUAAGAGUUGCUCUUUUCCAAUUCAGAUUGUGAGUGCCGGGAUGAAGGGCGGGGUGAUGAAGGGAGUAAUGGUCCUGGCAGGGGUUUUGUUGGGGUUGUGUUUUACGUAGAAAAAAUAUAUAUUCCCGAAAAUAAAUUUGACACUAAUGA